UUUAUCUUUCCUUCUUUCUCCCUUUUUCCCCUUUCAAAAUUUCCCCAUCGUCUUCAAAAUUCGAUUCAGGCAUCCAAAUCUCCUUCAAAUUCAGAGCAAUUUUCAGUAAAAAAAAUAAUCAAAAUCUGGGCUGCAAUGAAACGCUAUAUGAACCCAUUUUCCUGUAUCUUAUUGUGUUGCAUCUUUUUGUUGAGUUCGAUAUACAUCGCUAAAGCUGAAGUUAUUACCCUCACAGGUGAUACGUUUAAUGAUAAGAUAAGCGAGAAGGACACUGCAUGGUUUGUCAAAUUUUGUGUUCCGUGGUGUAAGCACUGCAAGAACCUGGGAACACUUUGGGAUGAUUUGGGGAAAACAAUGGAAGGGGAGGAUGAGAUAGAGGUGGGACAAGUUGAUUGUGGUACAGAUAAACCAGUGUGUAACAAAGUUGAUAUUCAUUCAUACCCCACAUUCAAACUCUUCUACAAUGGAGAAGAAGUCGCAAAGUACCAAGGACCAAGGGAUAUUGAAUCGCUGAAAGUUUUUGCACUAGAAGAAGCAGAGAAAGCAGCAACAAAAGCUGAAGCAGAUGAUGAUAAAGAGUUAUAACUUACUGUCAGGUAACAGGUACAUUUUUGCUAUGUUUCAGGGGAGGGAGUGUUUCCUAAGCAAAAUACUGAGAAGAUUAGAAGAACGGAUGAAGACUACCACCGUCUUCUUUUACAGUGACACUGUACUGGUGAUGGCUUCUUUUCUCCUAGUUUUCUUGUCUAAGAUUUUGUUGAAUCCGAGUAGGCUGACAUUGGCAAACGAUGAAGGAGUUGAUUUCUUAAAUGAUUAAUGUAAAACUCCGAAGAUACUCGAAAGGUGAAGAGGAUAACACACAGAUGUUAGAUAUGAAAUUUGUUACUACUAUUCUUUUUGACUAAGAGUAAAGAUGUCAUAUUUAGCUAAUGCAGCUGUAAUGACAAGACCAAAAAAUAUAAUGCUUGAAAAUAUUUUGAAAUUU
Molecule: messenger RNA, 985 nt
Organism: Solanum tuberosum (potato)
Lineage: Eukaryota; Viridiplantae; Streptophyta; Magnoliopsida; Solanales; Solanaceae
Product: protein disulfide-isomerase 5-1
Exons: 5
Coding region: 136-585 (149 amino acids)
Biological process (GO): protein folding
Cellular component (GO): endoplasmic reticulum
Molecular function (GO): protein disulfide isomerase activity
Source: RefSeq, a predicted model, not a curated record